This is a messenger RNA of Paramisgurnus dabryanus, 13590 nucleotides long. RefSeq names its product dachsous cadherin-related 2 (gene dchs2). Gene Ontology annotation, cellular component: plasma membrane. NCBI's taxonomy places the organism in Eukaryota, Metazoa, Chordata, Actinopteri, Cypriniformes, Cobitidae. The record is from RefSeq and is a predicted model, not a curated record. Gene Ontology annotation, biological process: homophilic cell-cell adhesion. Gene Ontology annotation, molecular function: calcium ion binding.
AGCAUUCACUAUACACCCCACUUGCUGUUCUCAUCUGUCGCGUAUCCUUGUUAACCACAUUAUCUUUGUAUAACAAUAUAUAACAAGAAGAUUUGCGCAAAGGAGCGAAUAAUGAAGAAGCUGGAAGGACACGGUGGUACACGCGCUCCCGAGAAAGAGCUUUAUUGAACUUCAGCCCGACGCGACAGUGCCAAGACGUUAUAUCGACGUUAUAACGAAAGCCACAAAACACCAAGAAUGUAUUUAACGCUUUUCAAAGUUUUCACUUAACCAUGGAGUUUUACGCACGGACUUUGCUGCAGUUUUUCUUAACGACAUUACUGUGUCAAGGUUGUUGCGCGCAGGUGUUUAAUCUCAGUCUUUUUGUAGAGGAAGGAUUACCUGCAAAGACUGUCGUCGGAGAUAUAAGAGAUGGACUACCCGUAAAUAUCACAGGUUCUGGGUUCUUUAUAUCUGAAAGCAAAGAUUCAGAUGUGUUCAGAGACUUGAAGAUUGAUGGAGACACCGGGAUCAUCUCCACCGCCGUCGUGUUGGACCGAGAGCGCGUAGAUAAGUAUGAGUUUGCGGCGGCUACAUUAACAGGAGAGGUUGUUAAAGUUAUCAUUGAGGUCAAGGAUGUAAAUGAUAAUUUCCCUGUGUUUCGCGUUAAAACAAUCCAGUUAAAUGUGUCUGAAUUAAGUCCUCCUGGAACCCGUUUUGAGCUAGAAGGAGCUGAAGACCAGGAUAAGGGUGCUUAUGGCAUCCAGGGCUACAGAAUUACAGAUGGAGACGCGAGGAAGAUUUUUACAGUUGAAGUCCGCAACAGUGGAGGUGAUAUGUUCAAUGUAGACCUUAUUCUGCGAGAAAGAUUAGAUAGAGAAACUACAGACUCCUAUAGUCUCACAAUUGAGACAUUUGAUGGUGGUAUACCACCAAAAACUGGCCAGCUACAGGUGUAUAUUACUGUACUGGAUGAAAAUGACAACCAGCCUGUGUUCAAUCAGACCGAGUAUCGUGCUGUCAUAUUGGAAAGUGCACCAUUAAUGACUCCUGUCUGUCAGGUAUUUGCAACAGAUCCAGAUUUUGGCAGCAAUGGAGAGGUCACUUAUGACAUCAACCGUCGUCAAAGUGACCCAAAUGAGUAUUUCAUUGUUGAUAGCUCCUCAGGUAUCAUUAGAUUAAAUAAACAUUUGGAUCAUGAGAAACAGUCGUUUUUUGAGCUCAUGGUGACAGCAUGGGAUUCUGGGAGUCAGCCUGAAUCAUCUAAUGCUUUUGUGGGUAUUAAAAUACUGGAUGUGAAUGAUAACCACCCAAAUAUCAGCAUUCUGUUUUUAAAUGAGGCUGGAGCACCUAAAGUAUCAGAGGGAGCAUGGCGGGGGGAAUAUGUUGCCAGGAUUGCGGUCUCAGACCCUGAUUUAGGGGAGUUAAAGAAGAUUGAUGUGGUCCUCCAAGGUGGGGAUGCAAUGUUCACGCUCAAAUCCACUGAUGAUUUUCUUUAUGUACUCUGUGUGGAUGGAAAACUGGACCGAGAGGUAAAUGACAUGUAUGAACUCACUGUGAUUGCCUCAGAUUAUGGCUCGCCUCCCCUAAGGAGUAAAACAACAUUUCAAGUUCAGGUCACCGAUGUGAAUGACAAUCCACCUGUUUUUGAACAAAACACCUAUGAGGAGAGCAUUCCUGAGGAUGUACAUGAGGGAACAGCUCUCUUACAGGUGAAGGCCACGGACAGAGAUCAAGGAGAGAACUCUGAAAUCAUUUAUUCUUUUGUACAGUCAGAGAAAGAGCAUCUGUUUAGCAUAGAUACAAAAACAGGUGUCAUUAUUACUGCUGCAAGCUUAGACUAUGAGAAACAGAGGGAGCUGAUGUUCUUAGUGGUGGCUACUGAUGGUGGUUCUCCAUCUCUCUCUGCCACAGCCACUGUGAACAUCCAUGUAACGGAUAUCAAUGACAACAAACCCAUAUUUCAGCAACAGUUCUACAACAUAACCAUUAAAGAGCAUACAGCUGUUGGAACAUGCAUCUUACAGGUCACUGCCACAGAUGCUGAUGAUGCUGAGUUUGGAAAAGUGCAGUAUUCGCUCUGUGAUGGCUACAUUAGCGAGGAUGCCCACCCUUUCUUCAACAUCAACUCUGUUACAGGGGAAAUCUGUGUCUCCCAGGACAUUGACUAUGAAGCUGGCUUUGUGACCUUUGACCUGCUAAUUAAAGCUGAAGAUCAAGAUGGUCUUAAUUCGCAGACAUUCGUUCACAUCGAUGUGGAGGAUGUGAAUGAUAAUUCUCCUGUUUUUAAUCCUGAGAGAUAUAUCACAAGCAUAAGCUGCCAUGCCCAGCCUGGCACUGAACUCCUCAGCGUAUUUGCUUCUGACCAGGAUUCUGGCAUCAAUGGGGAAAUCACUUAUGAGCUACUACCUGGAGAUUCUGCCUCUUUAUUCAGCGUGGACCAGUCAACAGGAUCGGUCUACCUGAACUCUUCACUGUCUCAGCUGCAUAGUAGCAGUGUAAAACUGUCCAUCUCAGCUCGGGAUGGAGGAGGGCUGUCUACCAUUCAUCCUGCUAAUAUCACCAUGAGCGUCCUGUACAGCGAACAGCCCCCUGCUUUCUUCCAGAAGUCCCACUACAGCUUCUUCAUCUCUGAGGAUGCACCUGUAGGCUCCACUGUCGGUUUAGUUAAGGCUGUUACACCUGCCAAUUCAGUGGAGGUAGUCUCAUACAUCAUUUCAUCUGGUGAUCCACAGGGGCUUUUCUCAGUAGAUGCCCAGACGGGCGUCAUCACCACAAACAAACCUCUUGACCAUGAGUCCCUCUCCUGUGUUCUCCUGAUCUUACAGUUCCACACAGGAACCUUUCCUAUCUACAGCAUUGCUCAGGUCAAUGUUUCCAUAACAGAUGUCAACGACAACCCUCCUGUAUUCCAGAAGACCUCAGGGCGCAUCACAAUAUCACAUAACACCCCUCCAGGGACACCAUUCUUCAUUGCACAUGCUGAAGAUAGAGACGGCGGGCUUAACGGCAAAAUUCGCUACACGUUACUUCCUAAGAGCCAGUUGUUUACCAUUCACCCACACCUUGGAACUCUCACUCUGAGCAAUGACCUGUCUAGAGAUUCUAGACAGAGAUACGAGCUCAGUGUUAUAGCAAAGGAUGAGGGUCAGCCUUCAUUGAACUCUACCCUAGAUCUUGUGAUAGAGAUGGACUCUUCAGGCUUUGCAGAAGACACACUAGCCUUCGAAACGCUGGUUUACCAGGUGGAAAUUGGAGAAAAUGCUCAAAAAGACACCAGAGUAAUUCAAGUUCGUGCUUAUAGUUCCAGAGCCCGGAGCAGAGGAAACUUUGCCAUGACAUACUCUCUUAAACCUAUCACUGGGGUGCCACCAUUCAAGAUCCACCCAGAGAGUGGAUGGAUGUUUGUAUCGCAACGUCUUGACUACGAAACUGAACCCACUUACAGAUUCAGCAUCUGUGCAAGCAUGCAAGAUGGUCCAAUGGAAGCCACUGCCACAGCAACUGUUGUGGUUGUGGUUAAGGAUGAGAAUGACAAUGCACCUGUAUUCGAAAGGGAUGUGUAUUUCUUUAGCAUGCAGGAGGGACCAUCCCCUCAUGGGUUAAUAGGAACAGUAAAAGCCACAGACAGAGAUUCUCAUAACAAUGCAGUGUUAACCUACAUCUUGCUGUCUGAUGGAAAACACUUUAGCAUCAACCCCAGAACAGGAGAGAUCAUAAACCUGGUGGCUUUGGAUCGUGAGGAGCAAGCACAACAUGUGCUACGGGUGAUGGUGACAGACCAGGGUCGUCCUCGUCUUAACGCCACCAGUGUUGUUUACAUUCUAGUCACAGACAUCAACGACAACCCCCCCCAAUUCAUGCACCUGCCUGCAACCAAACAGUUAAACGUACAGGUGUGGACAGGAAUUCCAGAGGGUUCUGUUGUAAUCAGUAUGUUUGCUAAAGACCUGGAUGCUGGAGAAAAUGGAACUGUCAAGUUCUUCAUUAAAGAUGAUCACAUGGGGCACUUUAGUAUUGACAGCCAUAGUGGGGAUGUCACGGUGACGGAGCAGUUCUCCUUAAACCCUCAGAUGCACUACACCCUGAAUGUGGUUGCUAAAGACAAUGGCUCGGUACCUCUGGAAGAGACUGCAGCUAUACACAUACAGGUUUAUGCAUUUGACGAACAAAAUGGACCCUCAGAUUUCCAAGGCUUUAGACAUUUCACCGUGCGAGAAGAUGUGAGGCUUGGAAGUGUCAUUGGUUCACUUGAGAUUACUAAGGCACCCGAUACACACUUGCGAUAUUCUGUUGUGGAGGGUGAUGGCACUUUGCAGUUUGGUAUCAAUAGUGGCAAGCUCUAUGUGGCACAGCAUCUGGACUAUGAAGUCACACAACGUUAUUUUUUGGUUGUACAUGCAGAAGCCCCUCCUACUUUCAAUGCCACUGUAUUUGUGGUGAUCAGUGUUACUGAUGUCAAUGACUACGCUCCCUGGUUCCCAUACAAUGACAACAUUGUGGUGUUUGGUGUCCAUGAAGAUGUUACUAACGGAUCACAGGUGUACGCCUUUAACGCACGCGAUGCAGAUGGAAGCCUGCAAAACAGUGAGCUUUAUUACAAUUUGGCCUUUGACUCUGAACUUGCCAAAGAUGAACUGCCUUUCCACAUCAACCCUCAAACUGGAGUUGUCACGACAAAUGCACAGUUGGAUCGUGAGCACAGUGAGAGCUUUGUAUUUAAAGUGACUGCCAGAGACCUUGUGGAUGACCCUAAUGAUCAGAAAUACUCCUCUGUGAUAGCUCAGGUGAUUCUGUUGGAUGUCAAUGACAACAUCCCCACGUUUGUUUCCAUGGAAACAGCUUCUGUCUCAGAGGACACAGAGGAGGGACAUUUGGUUCAUCAUGUAAAAGCCAGAGAUGAAGAUGAAGGAAGUAAUGGACAAUUAAUAUACAGUAUUAUAUCAGGCAAUGAGAAGGGCUGCUUUAACAUGGAAAAAACAGGACAUCUGUAUCUUAACUCUUCUCUGGAUUAUGAAUCCCAGCAUGUCCACAUCCUCACAAUCCAGGCCACAGACCGUGGCAUUCCCUCUCUUUCUUCCACUCAGACACUUACAGUUGAGGUUUUGGAUGUGAAUGACCAGCCUCCUGUGUUCCAGCAGCAAGUUUACAAUGUCACAGUUAUGGAGAACAGAGAGCGAGGAGAGAUUAUUGUCACGGUCACAGCAGUCGACAUGGACUCAGAGGAAAAUGCUGCCGUGAGCUACAGCUUGCUGCCCAGUUCAGGAUAUGAGCUCUUCAUGAUAAACUCUCACACUGGUCAGAUCAGCACCUCCACAUGCCUAGACCGAGAGAUCUGCUCUAGUUUUACUCUCAGAGUUCAGGCAGAGGACAGUGGAACCCCCUCUCUCUCCAGCACUGCCACGGUCAUCUGCUCUGUUCUCGAUGAUAAUGACAACGCUCCAGAAUUUUCUCAACCUGACUUUCACAUAAUAAUCCCAGAGAAUUUGCCUCCAGGAGUAAUUCACACGGUCCAGGCCUCAGAUGUUGAUAAUGGACCAAAUGGAACAAUUCAGUACUCAAUGGAAGAUGCAGAAAAGUGUUUCAGUAUUGACAGUGUGACUGGAGCAGUCAGCACGGCUAGAGUCUUGGACAGAGAGGAACGUACCAACUACACCCUCCUCAUCACUGCAGCUGACCAUGGGGAUCCCCCUCUGAGCGCCACUACACUCCUAAACAUCACCCUCUCAGAUGAAAAUGACAACGUCCCCUCGUUCACUCGGAAAACAUACCGUGCCACCAUUAGAGAGGAUCUUCCUGCCAAUUCUGAGGUCAUACGACUCAUAGCACGGGAUGCUGACGAGGGGUCCAAUGGUGUCGUCACCUACUCCUUAUUGGAGGAGAACUCUGGAAACUUUUACGUUGAGGGCUCCACAGGUGUGAUACGACUGACGAGGUCACUGGACCGCGAAACUCGCUCUCAGCAUGUUUUUCGUGCUGUAGCUACUGACGGCUGCAGACAGGGCCCACGCAGCUCAGUCGCUAUAGUUACGAUACAGGUAGAAGACAUUAAUGACAAUCCACCAUCAUGUAUUGAGGAACCCAUGCGGGUUUCAGUCUCUUUCACCUCCACAUAUCUCCAUCAGCCCAUCAUCACAGUUACAGCCCGUGAUCCAGACCAGGGAGAUAAUGGCACAGUGGUUUUUAGACUAUCAGACGAAUAUGAGCUGUUUCAGGUGGAUAGGCUUUCUGGAGAUGUGAGGUUUAAAGCUCCCUUAAAGACUGGGGUUUCAGGGACACAUUUGCUCCGUGUGGAGGCUGCAGAUAUGGGUACACCUUCCCUCACCUCCACCUGCCUUCUGCUUAUUCAGUUGAAUGGAGAUGAGCCACUGUUGCAGUUUACAGAGGAGCUCUAUGAAGUCACCAUCCUGGAGAACAGCAAGAAAGGUUCUUGGGUGGCAAAUGUUGUAGCUUAUGACCAUACAGCAGAUGAAGCUACAAUCAAGUACAGUAUUUUCAGUGGCAAUGAGAAUGAGGCCUUCACAAUUAAUACAAGUACAGGAGAUAUCAUAGUUGGGGAAGAAAAGCUGCUAGACUUCGAAGUAGAGCGCAAAAUUCAUCUCGUGGUUCUGGCUGAAAAUGGACAACAGACAGCUUACGCAAGAGUGACCAUCACUAUGCAGGAUGUCAAUGACAACGCACCAGUGUUCAAGCAAAGCUACUACAGAACAGCUGUCUGGGAGGGACAAAUUCACAACACUUAUGUUAUGCAGGUGUUAGCCACAGAUUCUGACAGUGGUGCAAAUGGACAGAUCAGUUACUUCAUUGUGGAUGGGAACCACAAUAAUGCAUUUGUGAUCGACUCUGUUCGUGGGAUUCUAGCCACCAAUACUGUCCUUGACAGAGAGAUUGUCUCCUCAUACAAGUUAAUAAUACAGGCCAAAGACAUGGGAAGCCCCCCUCUCACAGGCACCUCCACUGUCCGUGUCCACGUCGUAGAUGUCAAUGACAAUAGCCCUACAAUACCAUCCAUGGAACAAGUGACCAUCGUAGAAAAUCUUCCUGUUGGCCAUAUUGUCACUCAAGUAAUUGCAAAUGACGUUGACCUCAGUCCUGCAGCAACGUUCAGAUUUAUAGGGAAGGAUGAGACAAGCUUUGCAAUUGACCGCUAUUCAGGGAUAAUUACCACGACUAAAAGACUGGAUUAUGAGACUCAAACUGUCUAUACACUGAGAGUGGAAGCAUCAGACUCUGUCCAUCAAACAGUGGCUGAACUCUCCAUACAGGUGAUGGAUAUCAAUGAUAACCCCCCCGUUUUCUCUCAAGAGUCUUACCAGGUUAUAUUGCCAGAGUGGACACCCGCAGAUUCAUAUGUUAUGACUGUUUCAGCAAAUGAUCGAGACUCUGGACAAAAUGGCAACAUUUCUUAUAGGCUUCUUUCCUCCCCAAUGACAGGAUUCUACAUUGAUGCUGAGAAUGGUUCAGUGUUUACCAACCGGCCUCUGAAGCAUAUUCCAAAUGGAAACAUCCUGCGGCUCCUGGUGGAAGCACGGGACAGUGGUGACCCAAAACUGUUUAGCGUCACAUCUGUGGACAUAGAGGUGGCAGACUCCAAUGAUCAUGCCCCUUACUUCACACAGAACUCAUACCUGGUAAAUGUUCCAGAGGAUGCGUCUGUUGGAAGCACUCUCCUCACUCUGUCAGCAGAAGACAAAGACUAUUCAUCUGAAAACACUUAUUUGGAGUACACAAUUGUAGGUGGAAAUGACGAAAGGCGCUUCUGUCUAGAUGUUGUUAGCAUUCAGACCUUCGAAGCCCACAGACAAACUAUUGGACAAGUUGUGCUCUGUGAUAGUCUGGAUCGAGAGACAACUGACAUUUACAUGUUAACUGUGAUUGUAACAGACAGGGGAAUGCCUCCACUUAACAGCACAACUGUGGUGACAGUCAAAGUACUUGAUAUUAAUGACCAUGCACCUGUUUUUGGUAGUACAGAGUACCAUACACAAAUCCGUGAAAACAGCCCUAUAGGUGCUAUUCUUAUCCAGGUCUCUGCUCAUGAUCUUGAUCUGGGCAAUAAUGGGACAGUAAAAUACAACAUUAUUUCAGGUAACAGCAGAGGAUUAAUCAGAUUGGAUCCUACAACAGGUAUCCUUGAUGUUAUGGGUACCCUCGACUAUGAAGAGGAUACUAAAUUGACCCUAAUAAUCCAAGCCUCAGACUGCGCUGCUCCAAAUGACAAAAAGGUAUCUUUCGCAGUUGUUUACAUAUCAGUACUGGACGAGAAUGACAAUGCCCCAUUCUUCGUGUUCCCUAUCAUCAACUGCUCAGUAGCUGAAAACCUUCCAGUUUUUACCCCUGUAUGCACCGCACAUGCUGUUGAUGAAGAUGCAGGAAACUUUGGACUACUGACCUAUUCAGUUGAAACCCCCUGUUUCAUGGACUAUGACAGUACUAAUCCAGACAGAAAAGAAGCCUUUGGUAUUAAUCCAUCUACUGGAGAAAUUCACACAAAACAGACAUUCGACUUUGAAAGAGCAAGUGAAUACUGCUUUGUGGUAGAGGCACGUGACAAAGGAGAUCAGGUGGCAACCUUGAAAGUACAGAUCAACAUCGAGGGCAUUGAUGAGUUCAGCCCUAUAUUUACUCAGAAUGUGUACCAUUUCUCUCUGCCACAUAAUGCCAAGGUUGGCCAAAGUAUUGGUCAUGUGAUGGCUAUGGAUCAUGAUGGUGGUCUGGAUGGCUUAGUGGAAUACUCUUUAGUCAACCCAUCCCCAUUUUUCAAUGUCAGCAAAACAACUGGCAGUAUAUUUAUUUUAAACCCAGUGUAUCAGAGAGGAAGCUCCAUGUUAAAGGAGACAAUAGAGAAUCUAUUGGUUCUGGCAAGCAGCCCCAAACUGGAUUCCAGGUCAUCAAGUUGUCAUGUAAUUGUGAAUAUAUCCAGUUCAGAAAAAGCAAGUGUUUCUCUUAGUGUCCAAGCCACCAGUGUCAGUGUGUCAUUAUUAGUGUUCUUCCUAUUUUUGAUAAGCAUCAUUGCACUUGUUAUAAGGUACAAGUCCAAAGAGAAAUCUUCCAAGAAGACAGCCUCCAUAUCUGCUAACCUCAACCAAGAGACUGACACUUUUGGUAGGAUAGGUGGUAAUCUUCAUAGCAUCAAUGGUAUAAACCUUCAAGAUUUACAAACACCAUUAAAUGCGUGGGCAAAACUUGAUAUUGCAAACCAAUUGAGGAACUCAGACUCGAGUGGAAGAGGAUCUGCUGAGGAUGAGACUGCUGAGGAUCAGGAGAUCAAAUCAAUCAACAAAUUUUCAUAUUACAAGCCGUUUAGGUCUAUCCCAACACAAGUCUCAAACUCAGAGACCAGUGUGGACUCAAACUUGGAACACUCUUCCAAUAAAGAGCUGUCUUCUGGUGCCAAUAUAGGAAUAGUCCAAAUAGUGGACAUGGCCAGCUCUGAGAGUCUCCACAAUUUUAGGGAAGAAGGAGGAGGUGAGGGAAUGCUUCCUCAGGUGGUCAACAUGAGAGAAGUGCAGGAGGUCAUGAAAAGAUGCAUGUCCAUGCCUGGUGAACGUGGUUGGAUCGAAGGCUCACUCACCAACCUGAUUUCCUCUGAGGAACAGCUACAUGGCGGAGACUACUUUCUUAGCUGGCAACCACGCUUCCAAACUUUGGCCUCUGUUUUUACAGACAUUGGCAUGCUUCCAGACGAAGAGAUGAGGGAUGGGGAUGUGGAUCCAGAGUCUCAUAGCCUUCUGUACCCACCGCCUCUCAUCACAGCAGUUGCCCAGCCAGGAAUACGUGCUGUCCUUCCUAGGAUGCCAAGUAGAAAACCAACCCUACUACAUACUGGAAACACAGGAUUAACCCCUUCAGCAAUGACCCCCAGUUUCUCACCAUCCCUGUCGCUACUUACUGUUAGAACACCCAGUACUUCUCCAGUGGUCUCAGAAACAGGGUUGGGAUGCUACACAAAAAUAUCAACACUGCCAAAAGAUGUCAUAGAGGAUCUAGAGGUUCAAUUGUAGUCUUUAAAAAAUAAUAUUCAUUUAUUUAAUCUACUGUGUGUUUUAACACUGUUUUUAAAUUAAAUAUUGCUAAUCGGGGACAGCUCAAGAUGAAAUCACAAACAUUUGCAUUAUGUUAGCUUUUGCUUCUUGAUAAUUUAAUUGUUUUUAUUAAGAAUGGCCUACCAUGGGCGAUGUUUAACGUUUGUGAUUGGGGGGCACCUACCUGCAGACAAGGGAACUCCAGUGCUUCAAGAUUAGCGAGUGGGGCUUCCUGGUAUUCAAAUAUGGUUUAAGUGAUUUAGAAAUAUUUUAACCUUGCUUUACUUAGUCUACACUUAGUCUCCCACUACAAUAAUAAGAUAGGACAUAGAAUUUUUUUUUAUUCAUAGCUCAGAGAAAAUCAUAACUGGCUCUGGUCUAGGGGAGUGAACCCCGGCACCCCAAAAUGUUAACUACAGAUUUUUUUGUUAUUAUAUUGUUUUGUCAAAUGUUUGGUACAAAUGUUUCUGCAACUUGAACAUAGGAGCUUGUGCCAGGUUCUCUUUGUGUGCACUGAAUAUAUUAAACAAGAGAAGCACUUUAUAAUACCUUAUGGAGUUCCUAUACGAUUUGAUAUUUUUAUAAUAAAAUUAAUUUUGAUUAAAGACAUUAAAUUUAUCAAAGAGUCUCCAUAUAUUUUUGAAACAAUAUUUUAGUAUAAUUUGUCAUUAUGCAGAACAGAUUUGUGAAUAAAGAAGCUUGCUGGUCUUAACUAAACUGUUUUGGCACUGCAAAUACAACUGAUAUCACCAGUCAAAUCUUGAACCAGUAUUUUUUUAUUACACAUAUUACACUUGGACUGAAACUGGCAUGAAACUGACUUUCUCUUAUUAAUUCCUGAUGUCUGACAUGUUGGUCAAAUGGUGUAACUUUAAUAAAGAAGUGUGUGCCCAGCCAAAAUUGCAGGCUUAUUGUUGGGAAAACAAUUUCACUAUUAGAAUGUCUCUCAAUUUCUGCUUCUUAAAUUCCUUUUCUGUUGUAGAUUUGCAAAUGUGUACACUGCAUAACAUUCCUACAUGCUGUUUUAGAGCCAGAUAGUGGUUUUCCUUCUUUAAGCUUACCUUUUUGACUGUGCUAUAAACUAUUUUAUAAAACAUUUAUAAAUUUGAUUUACAAUAACAUACAGCUAUGACCACUGCACCCAACAAUUCUUUGUAUCACUGUGCAGCACCCUUAACAACAUAACAUAUUUGUAAAAGAUUAUCUUGCUGUUCACAGUCCGUCAGGGAAUAUUUUUUCCAGCGGAAAGAAGCCUUUUGGUGAUUGUACUUCAUGAAAGUUGUGUUGAUAUAUAGGCUUAUUUUUUGCUUUAAUAUUGCAAAAUCAUAAAUGUGUCAUGGCUGAAGGGGUUGCAUUCACUCUUCUUCACUUUGUGCCUAACAACACCCUUCAGGCAUUACUUACUCCACAGCACAGCCUCUCGCACCUCAUUGCUUACAUGAUUUUUGUUCAUAAUUUUUUACAACAAUUUACCUGAGUAGACAUUGAAAGAUUGUUAAUGUGUUAACAUCAAAGAUGUGCUUUUAAGGUGCAAAUUAUGCUUCGUUACAAUGGCAAAGCAUGAACCUUUACACUGACCAAGUAUUGAGGCUAAAUCAACUGAUUGUAUUUAAAGAAGGGCAAUUAAAGACACAGAUGGAAAAUAACAUUUUAAAUUGCUAAGUUAUUAAAUUUGGCGGUUGACAAGGGCUUUCAAAAACCACCAGUGAAGUGGCAGCUAUGGCUUAUCCAACUAAACAACCCGCAAAAUGUAAACUCAGUAAAACUCAUAAUAUCCCACGCCAACAUUUUUUUCAUACUGUCUUUUCAGCUUUCAUAAUAUUUUAUGGAAUCAGAAGACAGAAUUUGGUUUAAAGGGAUGUUUUUUUGUAUGGUUUGUGUUGAUCUUAGGAGAAAUUAAUUACAGAAUUGUAAAAUUAUGGAAAGCAGCUUUGCCAGAUCUGCAAUGUGAUGCACAAAUUACUAGACAGGUUUGUGUUGUUGGUUCAAAUGGAAAGAGGUUUAUCAGAAGUUUAAAACUUUGCCAGCAGUUUUUUCCAGGCGGUCUAACCGAGGCCGUUUACAUGACAACGUUUUUACAGUAUGUGGUUUGGCUGUUCGUUUACGCAACAACAGUGUUUUGGGGUCCUGAAAAUGCUAACUUUUAAAGAUGGGUUUCAAAAUCUGCAUAAAAUGCGUACAGUAAAGAAGAAUUUGUGAUAAUAGUGACGUCAUGCACAUGUGUUAGACAUGCUCGAGUAUAACCAAAACAACAAUGGCACCUAUGUUUGUGCCGCUCAAGAUAGUUUACGCUUCUCCAAUAAAGUUUAAAAAAAAUUGCCGCUUUAUAGUCCAGGGUCACUUAAAGGGACACUCCACUUUUUUUGGAAAUCCGUUUUGGAAUCCAUUCAGCUGAUCUCCGGGUCUGGCGCUAACACUUUUAGCAUAGCUUAGCACAAUCCAUAAAAUCAAAUUAGUCAAUUGGCAUUGCGAAUGUAACAGUCACAGAAUUACCGCACAGAGAACUGGGACUUGAACAUGGACAUAGAUUCAGACACACAUACACAACAAAGAAGCAAGACACAACUUUUUUAUAUUCAUAUUUUUAUUACAAUUAUUAAUUGUUCAGUAAAAUGAGUGAAUGGAAUUUUUUUAUUUUGGUGUUUGUCCCAUAGUUUUAUAUCUAUGGGGAAGUAGUGGUGGGAAUCCUUUGUUCCAUUCAAUUUGGAGUCUACCAAUGUUAAUUGAACAUGGGAGUUUCAGGGACAACGUGGCUGAGUUGCUUCUGGGAUAUUUUCAUUGUUCAGAAUAUUGUGAAUUACUUUGUAAGAUAUUGGAAAAGAAGUCAUAUAUUAUAAUUAUUGUGAUCAAAUAAAUUUUUCCAAAGUUAAUGUCUAUGGGAAUUGUGUUGAGUGUUUCUUGUGAGUGCUGGCCGCCAGUAUAAAUAUUAUGAAUGUUUGGAGUAGUUUUGAGUAGUUUUUUUUUUUUUUUUUUGGUCUGUGCCUGCUGCUGUGAAGUGUGACCGGAAGGCUGCGGAUAUUUUCUUGUAUUUUCUGUUAUUGUUUUUUUUUGUAUUUUGCUUUAAUAAUUUUUGAAUCUGUUUUGAAUUGGUAUUUUGUAACAUUGAUUUGAACUUACUUUUGAAGACUUUUGAAUAUUUUUCCUUAUAAUUAGUUCUUUAUUGGACUUUUUUGGACUAUUUUUGACUUGUUGUCGGAAUAAACAACUUGGCAUUUCUCACACUAUCUCUGUUUAAUUUGCCAUAUGUUUUUUUGGUACCCUUAAGGGGGUUAGCACCUAAAAAAAAACCAAAGAGUUUCUAAAUUUUUUCUAUUUAAAACUUGACUCUUCUGUAGUUACAAUGAUAUAACCUAGUGCCCGAAAAUAGUCCACUGCUAUUGAAAGAUACUAAGGGAACUAUUUUCGGCUGCUUUGUAAUAUUAUUGCGCCACCUGCAGCCAUGUUACGCGGCAAAGUCCUUGAUUAUUACACCAGAAUGAGAGUAUAGUUCCUAACCAUAUCUGCCUAGAAAAUCACACUUUUUAAUUUUCCGUCAGUCUUAGUACACGAUGUAACUACAGAAGAGUCAAGUUUUAAGUAGGAAAAA